This is a messenger RNA of Cooperia oncophora, 489 nucleotides long. The record is from the annotation of a GenBank genome assembly. NCBI's taxonomy places the organism in Eukaryota, Metazoa, Nematoda, Chromadorea, Rhabditida, Trichostrongylidae.
AUGGAGAAUGUAUUUGUUAUGUUACGACUAAUUUGUAAGGAGCGACGGAAACUUGGAGUGAUCAAUUUCCCGAUUUCCGAAGAUUAUCCAAUGUACCUGCCAUUUUUCCAGAAUGAGACCAAACGCGGGAAGGAGCUGGGUGCCGUAGAGAAGUAUCGGCUCCGACGAAAAUAUCCGCCACCGCGAAGCAUAUGGGAUGGACAAGAAACUAUCUACUCAUUCAAGGAAAAUAGCAGAAAGUACCUAAAACAGUUCUACAAGCAAAACCAGUAUCCUACUCUGGAUCAGAAGAAGGAAAUCUCUAGAGCUACAGACUUGGAGAUCGUACAGAUCUCAAACUGGUUCAAGAAUCGCCGCCAACGGGACAAGACGAGAAUGGAAUGCGCGCAGUACGGUCGCCCACAAAUGGUGCAACUGCAGACGCUCGCCUACGGUAAUCUACCGUUGAAUAUGAAUAUCACAAUGCCGUAUUCAUGCAAAAUGGAGUGA